AUGCGCUCACCGGCUGCCAUUCUUCGUCAGCAGUGCCCCAAGUCGAAUCUUUUCCGUUCUCGAGGGAAUGGGGAGUGGGUUCAUCGAUAUCUCCACAGCCUCCCCCGUCUUAACUCCCUCCGUCGCUUUUCUUUCCCCACAAGUUCCCUUUUUCUCCUUGCUCGCGCCCUCGUCGUUUUCCCAACAACUCUUUCUGCCCCUUCCUAUUGAAUACUGGAAGGAGGAAGGAGGGGGAGAGUGACAGGGAGAAGGAAAGUGCGUUCUUUGCAUGACGAUAGCUUCCAAGUUCUUCUACUGCCGGAGGACGUCUGCCUCCAGCAGGAGCUCGGAGCAAGAGCUGGAUCGCGUCAACGCGGAUCGAGACCGCCGCCUUCGUCGUGACCGCCGCAACAGCCACGAGGAGCGCCGGCCUGAUGGCCCUUCCCGCGCUCGGCAGCUCCUCCACCCCCGCUCCGACCGAACGCAUUUUUUUAGUGAUAUGGAAGCAUUUGUGUUCGCACCCCUGUUCUCCGGCUGUUUUCACUAUUUUGCUUGAUGUAGAAUCAUCAUCUGCGCAAGUACAGCCACAUGAAUCGAUUGGACCGAACAAAAGCACUAGCGAACUUGAAGAAGGCAAUAGCAGGAAUCAUCGGUAUGCAUCCGGUAGAGUUGUUCGGUCGUCGAGAGUGCUUGGAGACGAGUUCCAUGAUCAUCUUCCUGAUUCUGUCCUGGAAGCUAGAACUCGACUUCAAGAGAGACUGAAAGGUGUUCAUCUAACGGGGAGCAGGCGAGAGAGCCGAGCCGCAGACAUCUCUGAUCAUCCUCCUGCUGAAGUAUCGAACGUGAGUAAAUGCAAUCACUGGAAAACUGCAACCGCCUCCGAUCAGCUGAAAUCCGGUGAUCCAGCUGCUGAAAUUAUAUUUCAAGCAGAGCAGGUAUCAUCUUCCGGUGAUAUAAACAAAAAGCCAUGUGUACUCGGUCAUCGUCCGAAGGAUGAGCUGUUCAUCGACGCAGACGGCGAUGGAAUUCCUAAAGGGUUACUCGAGUGUUCUAUAUGUCUGGAGAAGUUCUCGGAGGGGGAAGGAGUGAUCCGACUGCCGUGUGGGCAUAUGUAUCAUCAUGCUUGCUUAGAACCAUGGAUGCAGGCUCAUCAGCUUUGCCCAUAUUGUCGAGCAAGUGUCGUAGGCUGACCAUAGAACAGAAGUCAAAACUUUUUUAUCAUCCAAAGUGUACGCUUGUCUGUUGUCUUAAAUAAUAAUAAUAAUAAUAAUAAUAAUAAUAGUGUA
Molecule: messenger RNA, 1265 nt
Organism: Musa acuminata AAA Group (dessert banana)
Lineage: Eukaryota; Viridiplantae; Streptophyta; Magnoliopsida; Zingiberales; Musaceae
Product: probable E3 ubiquitin-protein ligase RHY1A
Exons: 4
Coding region: 414-1169 (251 amino acids)
Source: RefSeq, a predicted model, not a curated record